Molecule: messenger RNA, 1008 nt
Organism: Tremella mesenterica DSM 1558
Lineage: Eukaryota; Fungi; Basidiomycota; Tremellomycetes; Tremellales; Tremellaceae
Exons: 1
Coding region: 1-1008 (335 amino acids)
Source: RefSeq, a predicted model, not a curated record
AUGCAGUCUGCGAAUUCGGAGCAGGCCAUACCAUUCAUCGUACCUGUCAAAACUGGGGAAUGGAGGAUAAUCCCAGGUGAUCGUAAGGAAGAAGUGCGUAACUCGAACAGAUGGAUGGGCAGAAUUGGUAGGAGGAAGAAGGAUACCAAUUCCAUCUCGACUCUUCACGGUACUAGUACAACUACGAGUGUCAUCGCUGCACAAGAGACAGAACCGGUCAUGGUGGAGCUCAAGAUAGGUCAAACUGAUUGUAGUACUACUCUUUCCCAUAGGAUUCUGGAUGAACCAACUGACACAGAUAGCAGGGUUGGAGGAGAAAAGGAUGAUGUGAAGACAUGUACCAACCCCAAGCACAGGCAUGCCAUGACAAUGAUGACAAAUAUCACCACUUCACAUAUGACACAGCCUGUAACAACCAUCACGGCUGCACCUCCACGUACAACAAAUGAACCAGUGACAGACAACAUGAGUAUGGUAGAAACGAUUGGCACCAAAGAGAAUUCUAUUACCAUCACAAAUGCUGAAUUAUGUAAGGCACCUCCAUCAAAACACUCAUGGCUUCAAAAUUUUCAAAAACGUACAGACAACUGCAGGCGUGCGUUGAAAGCCUUGAGGACAAGAGCAAUGGUGGAAUCACAAACAGCAGCUGUCACAAGGACCACACAGACCGAACUCUCCAUCAUUGAAAAGACAGACUUGGACUUGAUCUUCAUAUCGAACGUCCUUUCAGUGGCCUGGCAUGUGGAGCUAAUGAAGGGCAGGAAAGUGAUUGAAUUGAAUCGAGAGUACAAGACAUUGUGUAGCAAACUGACAGAGGCAGCAGAUGAAUUUGCCACGCAGAAAUCCCGGGGUAUGAAACAUGUACUGAGCCUGAAAGCCACCCUGACCUCAUACAGAACCUUACUUGACGGAUACAAUAUUGAUACUGCUUUGAAGGACGAAAAGGUGGACAUUAUAGCGGCUGCUACUAAGCUCUAUGAACAACAGGUGUCACGGUCCUGUCCUUGA